This is a messenger RNA of Heterostelium album PN500, 1023 nucleotides long. RefSeq lists its product as uncharacterized. Gene Ontology annotation, cellular component: cytoplasm. Gene Ontology annotation, biological process: peptidyl-lysine methylation. The record is from RefSeq and is a predicted model, not a curated record. The transcript has 4 exons. The coding region runs from base 1 to 1023 and encodes 340 amino acids. NCBI's taxonomy places the organism in Eukaryota, Evosea, Eumycetozoa, Acytosteliales, Acytosteliaceae. Gene Ontology annotation, molecular function: protein-lysine N-methyltransferase activity.
AUGGGUAGAAGAUCACAUAAGGUUAAAGAUCAAUAUAAUGGUGGAAAGAAUAAUGGUAAAGGAACAGGUAGUUUCGAUCCACACAGUCUAAAUCUACCUAGAGGAUGGGAUUACUAUGAGAGAUUUAAAGACCCUUUCAUUCUACCAUUCCAAACACAUACAAUCAAUAUCAAGCAGAGUUCGAAAGGACCACGUGUAGGUUCAACCGUAUGGGAUUCAUCGAUCGUAAUGUCGAAAUACUUUGAACUUGAAGUCGGUUCAAAACUCUUAAAGAACAAGCGAGUCAUCGAGUUGGGUGCUGGUGUCGGUCUACUCGGUAUAACUCUUAGUUUAUUAGAAUCUGAUAUUGUUUUAACAGAUCAAAAAUGUAUGCAUGAUAUAUUGCACUAUAAUGUUAGACACAAUUGUAGUAUGACAAAGACAAAGGUCGAUGAGUUGUGGUGGGGUGAUGAUGUAUCCAAGUUUCAUCCACCCUACGAUAUGAUCGUUGGUUCCGAUUUGAUGUAUGAAGACGACUGUGUAGAUCUGUUGCUUGCCAGUCUGCUGGAUCUCUCCUCAUUCCAUCCAAAGAAAAAGCAACAGGAUUUGGAUGAAACAUUCUCAUCUAUAACAUUAAAUGAUAAGAAACAACAAAAUGAUAGUAGUGAUGACGAAGACGACAAUAAUAAAGAAAAAGAAGAAGAUGGAGAUGAUGAAGAAGAAGAGGAGGAAAUAGAUGGCGAUGAUUUGGUAAAUGAAAACGAUAUUCAAGUUGCAGAGAAGAGAGCAGAUGAUGCCGAACCUCUUUACAUAAAGUCGGCACAACUUCAACCGGCUGACACUGUUAUCUACUUGGGUUAUGAACACAGACAAAUGACUGCGGAAUCUAUUUUCAUGAACAAAGUAACAACUUAUUUCGAUGUAGAAACCAUCACAACAAGACAUUUACAUCCAGGAUUCGAACAUACAGAUAUCAGAAUUUUAAGAAUGACAAGAAAAGGUGUUGUAAAGAAGAUUAAAAAGAACAAAGAUGAUAUCCUUUAA